CCUAUAGUAUCAUAUACUUGGUAAUGAUUAUGUCAAUUCAGCACUGCCCGAUACGGAUGAUGUCACAAUAGCCAAUAUCAACGUACAAAAAUGCUUAUCAAUCCGGAAAUUACGUAUUCGCUCGUAAUCAACAUAUCAAAGUUUUUACCAUGGUUGGUUGUGUGUUGUUUAACGUCCUGUCGGAGAAUUUUUCAUUCAUAUGGAGACGUCACCAAACUUUAGGCCUAUGCUCGGCGCUUACGGCCUUUAAACAGGGAGGAACCUUUAUCGUAACAUUUGCUGUGACACGGGACCUCGGUUUUUGUGGUCUCAUCCGAUGGACCGCCCCCAUUUAGUUGCCUCUUACGACAAGCAAAGUACACUGAGGACCUAUUCUAACCCGGAUCUCCUCGGGAAGCUUUACCAAAUCAAUGUAUCAUUGGUUUACUGUAGAAAUCAAUGUACAUUGUAUGAUGAGUUUUUACCAUAGUUAAUUAUAAUUGAAUUAUAUCAAAACUUUUACCUUAGUUAAUCAAUGUAUCAAAAAUUCACCAUUAUAGUAAAUCAAUGUACUAAAGCUUUCAUCACAAUAAAUCGCUGUAUCAAGGCUUUUGCCUCAGAAAAGUAAGGUAUCAAAUAUUCCUUGGCGUGCCUUUAAAAUGCCAAAAAGUAAUCCACAAGAAUAUUAUUUUAUGAAAUCAGCUUUUGGACUCUUUAUUAAUUAAAAAAAAACAUAUCAAAAAUACUAUACCGUUUGUAUGAAAUAUUUAAGCAUGAAAAGUGCAGUGAAAUGUAUAUGAUGAAAAGAAUAUUACAUGUCAAAAAUCCAUAUCAUAUCAGCCCUAGGGCCCCAUAUCAACUCUCGGGCUUUCGGUUCUCGGGCUGAUAUGGGGCCACUCGGGUUGAUAUGACUUGAUAUGGAUUUUAGCAUGCAAUAUUCUCUAUUUAUUGUCGGGCUGUUUAAAGAUAUUGACCUGUAUGAGGGAAAGUUACAUUCAAUAAGAGAUAUGGCCGGUAUCUGAUAUAUUUUAACUUGUCACUUACAACUAUGCAUCCCAAUCAGUUUUCUCCGAUCUGCUCGAUUGCACUGCAAUAUCUAAAUUCUGAAAAUAUGGAAAUUCUCGAAAUAUUACAGAAACACCAUAUAGUGCAUUCGGUGAAUCCUUCUCCCAGCGAGAGUGAAUUAAUUUGCAUACUAAUUACGUAUUUUCCACUUCUCUGUCGGGAAUAAUCUUGUGAUUGUUUUAUAAUCAUAUCUUACUUCAUUGUUAUGGGACAUUUAAUGGUAGGCGUUUCGUAUACGAUAUGCUCAGGACAUUUACUUUCAUCCUUUCAUUUUGGAUUUAUGUUGCCUUGCACAAGGCAGCUGUGUUAAAUGGCGGGAGACAGGGCCUUAGAAGGGGAUUCCUAGACAGCCGUCUCACACAUGGUCCUCCACCUGCGGAUCCAGAAACCACUACCAUCACCAACAAAAACGACGAGUUUCGUAACCCCUCGCCACACUACCAAACCCACCACAACAAAGCUAGCCGCUGAACCGAUAAAAUCAAGUUUCGUAACCCCUCGGCAAACUACCAAAGCCACCACAACAAAGCUAAACGCUGGAUUCCAUCGAGUCAAUGUGAAGGCACCAUUCUUUGGUUGGGGGUUUCCAGUAUAAAGUUAAUUUAUUUCAUAUACUCCAAAAUGCUUGUCUCUUUUUAUUCUUUAAGUUACGAAACAUGGACUAAAGAAACCUAUCACCCGGAGGAAAUCAGUAAAACUGAAAUUAUGGUGGGAGAUGUAAGAAAAAAAACCAUCAAGUUCUUUUGUCGGGAAUUUUCUGACACUCGAUAGGCGGGGGCAAAUUAAAAGCGCUUUGAUUUUAGCCCCUCUCUUUUGCAUAAUUUUCAAUAAAGAUAGAUUUACAAACACGUGUCAUGUAUGUCAAUAUACAUACAAUGGUCAUGUUUUGAAAUAUGAGAAAUAUCGAUUUAAAUUGUAUUGCAUGAUAUAGAUUGCAGCCUGUGCUAUCAUCAAUAUUUCAAGAAAUAAAGUCUGUCAUGAUCA
Ostrea edulis (European flat oyster) is the source of this 2028-nucleotide messenger RNA. RefSeq lists its product as uncharacterized. Lineage: Eukaryota; Metazoa; Mollusca; Bivalvia; Ostreida; Ostreidae. The transcript has 3 exons. Bases 1285 to 1515 code for a protein of 76 amino acids. The record is from RefSeq and is a predicted model, not a curated record.